AUGCAGAAUCAGAGAGGAACACCACAAGCAGAAUCAGCAGCAUCACAUGCAGACUUAGCAGCAUCACAAGCAGAGUCAGCUGUAUCACAAGCAGAAUCUGCAUUAUCAAGAGGAGCAUUACAAACAGAAUCAGAAGCAUCACUGGGAGUAUCAGCAGCAGCAGGAAGUGCAUCACUGGGAGUAUCAGCAGCAUCAGCAGGAGCAACUGGAUUUAGCCAAGAAUUACUGGGAGGAUUAGGACUUGCUGCAGGAGCAAAAUCUGCUAUUUUUGGAUCACAUAGGCACAGACAAUUACAGACAGAAGCACUAGAGAUGCUUGUAACUCACACCAUCAUCCAUGAAUCUUCCCAGAGAGACAAUUUUCCACAGACAGACAGGUCAUGGAGCAAGAAGACAGAAAGAGAGCAGCCUCCUCUAAUGCCAGAUUCAUCUGAAAACACAGAGAAGUGUGUAACAGGAAACAGAAUCCCUGAGCAAAUGACUGAAGACUCUACAUCUAAUGACUCAGUAAAAGUAUUCACAGAAAAACAUUCAAGAACUGUAGUUAUUAGAUUUGUUUUAUAUUUUGUAGCUUAUGGUAACAUAAAAUUAAUUCCAAACAACAUGAACCUGUGA
Molecule: messenger RNA, 615 nt
Organism: Cyprinus carpio (common carp)
Lineage: Eukaryota; Metazoa; Chordata; Actinopteri; Cypriniformes; Cyprinidae
Exons: 4
Coding region: 1-615 (204 amino acids)
Source: RefSeq, a predicted model, not a curated record